Molecule: messenger RNA, 1050 nt
Organism: Seminavis robusta
Lineage: Eukaryota; Bacillariophyta; Bacillariophyceae; Naviculales; Naviculaceae
Source: the annotation of a GenBank genome assembly
AUGGGAUUGUCAUUGUACUUGGCAAUGGCGUUGACUGGGAUUGCUGCCAUUAUGGUACCCGUUUACUUCUUGUUCCUAUGCACUUAUGAUGUCCUGUACUAUGGCUUCAGUAUUUCUGUCAUUGAUGAGAAUGCGACCCUUCGCCAAGGCUACAACUUGUCCUAUCUGAUUGAUGAUGCUGGAAGUGCCACUGGAGGUGGUUUGGACUAUGGUUUCAACUACUACAAUGGCAACUUCAAAAAGGACCGCCACCAAGCACAAAAGGACAAAUUUGACUGUUGCUUUGAGAACCUUGGUCUUGAACCAGGCAUGACUGUGAUUGACAUUGGUUGUGGCUGUGGUGACUGGCUCAACUACCUGCGUACCCGUGGUGUGAAUGGCAUUGGUGUCAAUAUUACACCAACUCAAGUCAAGGUUUGCCGUGAACGCGGACUCACAGUUCUACUUACUGAUUGGAAGAAGAUUGAGGGAAAUGCAGAAUUUGAGAAACUGCUUUUUGGAAUGGCAGAUGCCGUCACUUGCUGGGAUACGAUUGAGCACUAUGUUCCUGCCAAGUAUGCCAAAAGUGAGCCCAUGAAAGAUGUCAUUUACACAAAGCUCUUUCAACUCAUCCAAAAGUGUCUUCGCCCUGACACCAAAGUUGGUCGAGCUUGGACAUCCUGUCUUCACUAUGGUACCAGCAAGAAGACUUUGUUGCGUCGCUACAAUGACUAUUUGUUGGACAAAUUCCAUUCUGGAUGCUACCCCAAUUAUGAGAGGCGACAGUUGAAUCAAAAUGCCGAGCGAGCACAAUUCCGGCAACUGUUUGAACAGAACUUGACAGAGGAUUACUACAUGACGUCUGUCCUGUCUCCCUCUCAUUUUGGCCGGCACAAACACUCCAUGACAAUUUACCGUGCUGUGGUGUUGUUUCUUGUUGUGUUUUUGGAUCCCAACUGGCUUCCCCGUUUCUUGUGGAUGAACCAGGAAGCUUGGAUGGAUCAGUUCAAUCCUGACAAGUUAGAAGACUCACCCAUGCAGCUCUUGUGGAUCAUGUGGGAGAAGAACUAA